Gossypium raimondii (Peruvian cotton) is the source of this 1710-nucleotide messenger RNA. RefSeq names its product vacuolar protein sorting-associated protein 26B. The record is from RefSeq and is a predicted model, not a curated record. Gene Ontology annotation, cellular component: endosome; retromer complex. The coding region runs from base 331 to 1398 and encodes 355 amino acids. NCBI's taxonomy places the organism in Eukaryota, Viridiplantae, Streptophyta, Magnoliopsida, Malvales, Malvaceae. Gene Ontology annotation, biological process: intracellular protein transport; retrograde transport, endosome to Golgi. The transcript has 14 exons.
AAAUUGGAUGGGCUGAACCAACAGCUAAAUAAAUACAAACUCGACACCGAGAGUUGAAUUUGUCUUCCAAAAAAGAAAAAAAGAAACUUUUCCCUCGUCUGUAUAUCAAUAAAGUAUCAAAUUUAUGGUAGACACUUAGAUCUCCCCCAUUUUUUAGUUCUCUCAAGCUUUUAAUGGUGAAAUAAACCAAGAUCUGAAGGAGACUGGCUGGUUGAAUUUUAUUACCCGCUAAUCUGCUCUCAACUCAACAGUCAACUCUUCCUCUCAGAACGCUAAUCAAAGGUUCUUCAUGCUCCACAAAGUCUUGAUUUGGGAUUUCACCAAAGCAUCAUGAAUUACCUAGUUGGAGCUUUCAAGCCGCCGUGUAAUAUUUUCAUUUCAUUUGCAGAUGGAAGAAGCCGUAAGCAGGUUCCACUAAAGAAGGAAAAUGGGAAAACAGUUAUGGUUGCUCUCUUCCAGAGCCAAGAAAGUAUUGUAGGAGAGGUUGUUAUAGAACCAGUACAUAGGAAGAAGGUCGAACAUAAUGGAGUAAAAAUUGAGCUCCUUGGUCAAAUAGAAUUAUAUUUUGAUAGAGGCAACUUCUAUGAUUUUACCUCCCUUGUGCGCGAACUAGAUAUUCCUGGUGAAUUGUACGAAAGAAAAACAUAUCCAUUUGAAUUUUCUACGGUGGAGAUGCCAUAUGAGUCUUAUAAUGGAGUCAAUGUUAGGCUUAGGUAUAUACUGAAAGUGACAAUCAGUAGAAACUAUGUCGGCAACAUUGUGGAGUACCAAGAAUUUGUGGUUCGCAACUAUACUCCCCCUCCAUCAAUCAAUAACAGUAUCAAGUGGCUUUUGCUUCUCUUAGUGCUCCAAUACAAUUACAUGUAUUCUCUUUUUGAACACGUGUCUCAAGCGGAACUUGGGUCAUUCUUAUACAGUCCUUCUCAAGCAGAUGAUCCAAUGGAAGUCGGGAUUGAGGAUUGUCUACAUAUUGAAUUUGAGUACAGUAAAAGCAAGCAUCAUUUGAAGGAUGUCAUUAUCGGCAAAAUUUAUUUUCUUCUUGUUAGAAUUAAGUUAAAAAAUAUGGACCUUGAGAUCAGGCGUCGAGAGUCCACUGGAUCAGGGCCUAAUACAUAUGUUGAGACAGAGACCCUUGCAAAAUUUGAGUUGAUGGAUGGUGCUCCUGUAAGAGGGUGGUUUAAAGAUUCUUGUAAUCCUGGUCCGGCUCAUGGUGAUAGUGGCGAAUCCAUUCCUAUCAGACUCUUUUUAAGUCCAUAUGAACUGACACCGACAUAUCAGAACAUCAACAAUAAAUUCAGUGUGAAAUACUAUUUGAAUCUUGUUCUAGUGGACGAAGAAGAUCGCCGGUACUUCAAACAGCAAGAAAUCACCAUGUACCGGCUUCUUGAAACUUCAUAGUUUUGCUCCCAAGCUGGAUGAGUUCCUUUCUGGAUGUCCAAUAUGUCGGCCAGCUGAUACUUUGGAGUUCAUUUAUUCAUCAAAAAACCUAUGGAAUGACAAAUGAUUAGGAAUCCAGGUUCCAUCGUUGCCUAUGACUUCCUUAUUCAGUUGCUCAGAAAUUUAGCUUUGCAUAUUGAGGUCUCUCCCUCUAUUAGAAGUCUAAAUUUUUUAUUUUUAAACUUUUUUGAAUUAUUUAUAUAUUUUUUACUUUUUUAAUCAGUGUAAUAUACAUAAUAUUUUUUUAAAAAAAAGUUGAUAGCCUUGAUUUUU